Molecule: messenger RNA, 855 nt
Organism: Pseudovirgaria hyperparasitica
Lineage: Eukaryota; Fungi; Ascomycota; Dothideomycetes; Acrospermales; Acrospermaceae
Product: S-adenosyl-L-methionine-dependent methyltransferase
Exons: 4
Coding region: 1-855 (284 amino acids)
Source: RefSeq, a predicted model, not a curated record
AUGUCCACUCAAGAACAAGCUCGUCAAGAUGGAGAUACAUAUGGUCUGCAGAGAAAUACUCCAUCUUCCAUAAGACUUAAUGCACAACACUACAUCUGGAAAGAUGCCGUUGGAGGCAAUCUUCAUUCACGCAUUGCUGUCAAUAAUGCCUCGACAACCCGUGUUGCUGAUAUUGGCACCGGUACCGGCAUAUGGAUGCAUGACAUGAAGCGGGAGUAUCCUGCUAUUCAGAUCGACGGCUUCGACAUAUCUCUCGAGCAAGCACCACAUCCAGCAUGGCUACCUCCUGAUAUCCGCCUACAUAAGCUCGACGUCACAAAGGCGAUUCCAGAUGAGUUUUGCGAACAAUUUGACAUCAUUCAUCUCCGCUUGUUUCUUGCUGUCGUGCAGGACAAUGACGCAUCUCCAAUAAUCAGGAAUCUGAUAUCGAUGUUGAAGCCGGGAGGAUGGCUUCAGUGGGCGGAGCAUCCAUUUCAAGACCUCGGAGAUGUGAGAGUCGAGGCGCCGUCUCCUGAUGUAUCGAGCACAGCCAUGCAAGCCUACUUGGAUCUUGCCCAAGCUGGCUCAGACAAAAAAUGGGCUUGGGUCCCUAAACUACCGAGAACAUUUAGUAGCCUUGGACUGAUUGACGUCGAGUCCUCGAGUCCGCCAUCAAAGCCGUAUACGUGGUUGUAUUCGACGCAACUCAUCAUGGGUGCUGUCCUCGAGAUUUCCUACCAGAUAUUGGACAACAGUACUCCAGAAUCGAAGGGUCCUGUCAUGAGACGUAUUAUCGAAGCGGCAUGCGGGGAUAUGAGAAAUGGCGUGUACUUGACAUAUUCGCCGUUGGUGGUCAUCGGUAGAAAGAGAUUAUAG